AUGAUGGCAUUCAACACCACAAGGCAGAAGGCAGGCCCCAUUCUCCAAGUUGGGCUUUGGUUUUCCCUCACACUGGCAGGCCUUAUUGUUGGUGCCAACCUACUCUUGGCAGUGGGAAUUGCCCGAGACCGCCGCCUUCGAAGCCCUCCUGCUGGCUGCUUCUUCCUAAGCCUGCUGAUGGCCGGACUGUUCACAGGGUUGGCCCUACCCAUCCUGCCUGGGCUAUGGAGUCACGGUAGGCACGAUUACUGGCCCUGCCUUCUCCUCCACCUCGCCCCCAACUUCUCCUUCCUCUCUCUGCUCGCCAACCUUCUUCUGGUGCAUAGUGAACGCUAUUUGGCCAUUCUGAGGCCCCUGAGCCCUCCCCGAGGAACACGCUGGGCCCUUCUGGUGGCAUGGGCUGCUCCCCUACUCUUUGCCAGCCUGCCUGUCAUAGGCUGGAAUCACUGGGCACCUGAUGCCAACUGCACAUCCCAGGCCAUCUUCCCUGCCCCUUACCUCUACCUCGAAGUUUACGGCCUUCUCUUACCCUCUGUGGUGGCUGCUGCCCUCCUCUCUGCCCGGGUACUGGCCACUGCCCGGCACCAGCUUCAGGAUAUCUGUCGCCUAGAAAGGGCAGUGUGUCGUGACGCCCCUUCAGCACUGGCACGGACCCUGGCCUGGCGCCAGGCAAAGGCACAGGCAGGUGCCACACUACUAUUUGGGCUGUGCUGGGGCCCAUAUAUUGUUGCACUCCUUCUCUCAGUGUUGGCAUUUGAGAAUCGACCCCCCCUAGGGCCUGGCACCCUCCUGGCACUCAACUCUUUGGGCAGUACCAGUGCUGCUGUCGUACCUGUAGCUAUGGGGCUUGGGGACCGGAGAUACACAGCCCCUUGGAGGAAAGCUGUGCUGAGAUUCUGGGCAGUACUCCAGAGAACAGCCACCCAUCGCAGACGCCAGCCCGGACCUGAAGCCACAAGCCAAGAUGGCAGCAGGCGCAGGGGAAAUGACUAA
This is a messenger RNA of Trichosurus vulpecula (common brushtail), 993 nucleotides long. It is a transcript of the gene GPBAR1, whose product is annotated as G protein-coupled bile acid receptor 1. Gene Ontology annotation, molecular function: G protein-coupled bile acid receptor activity. Gene Ontology annotation, cellular component: membrane. The transcript has a single exon. NCBI's taxonomy places the organism in Eukaryota, Metazoa, Chordata, Mammalia, Diprotodontia, Phalangeridae. Bases 1 to 993 code for a protein of 330 amino acids. The record is from RefSeq and is a predicted model, not a curated record. Gene Ontology annotation, biological process: G protein-coupled receptor signaling pathway.